CAAACGCGAAAGACUUUUAAAAAUCGGCGGAGCUUGUGCAUUUUCAUAAAAAAUUUUUUUAAUUAAAUCGAAUAUCGAAUUAAUUGAUUUGAAUUCAAGAAAUACUUCUCAAAAAGUUGCUGUGCUAAGAUUUUACAAACAGUAAUUAUUAAAAUGCGUGCCAAUCUGUGUAGUUUAACAUUUCUGUUAGCGCUGACGCUACAAAUCACAUAUACGACGAGCAAGCAUUUGGCGGAAAGACCUUCCUUUUUGAAUCCUUGUGACUAUAACGGUGCUAAUUUCGAUAAAUGCUUUGCGGAUAAUUUCCAACUAUUAUUCAGUCAUUGGCAUGACGGUGUUCCCGGCCUAAAGUCCUUGGGCUCAUUGGACCCGCUCAGCAUUAAGCGUAUUAAAAUUCAACAAGACAGCGGUGCGACGCUCAACAUUGUUGCCGAAUUGGAGAAUAUGCUUGCGUACAAUGCCAGCAAGGCGAUUGUGAAGAAGGCCACACUGGAUAAAAGCAACUUCGAGGUGGAUGCCACACUCGAAUUGCCAGCAUUAUAUGCCGAGGGCAAUUACAAGGUUAAAGGCACAGUUUUGGGCUUGAACAUCAAUGGCGCAGGCAAAUGCAAUUUAGAAGCAGCCAGAAUCCGCUUGAAUUUCCAUCUUGCCACGAAAUUGCGCGACGAAGGUGAUCUGACAUUCUCCGACAUCGUAAGUCUCAAAGCGAAAAUUCUCGAAAUCGGCGAUUUCCACAUAGAUGUGCAGAAUUUGUUUGGCGGUCAGCGUGAUCUCGAAGCAACGGCUAACGAUCUAUUCAAUCAGAAUUGGCGUGAGCUAUUCGGUAUUCUGUCACCCACAUUAGAGCAAACACUGGAGUUGGUGUUGAAGGAUCGCUUCACGAAAAUCUAUGCUUAUGUGCCGGCAACUUACUUCAUCUCCAAUAUGCCCAGAGCUAGUGAAUUCUAUGGUUAAGGAAAAUGUCACGCGCGUGAGGACGAGCAAGCAAUUAUUGUGAUUUAUAGGCAAUAUCUAUGUUUUAUUUGUAAAAAAGCUAUUUUCCUAUUUAUGUCUGUUAAAAUAAAGUAUUGAAAUAUGAAAAUAAAUUAAGUGUUUUACUCCAAUGCUUGAACUAAUAAAUGCUUUCAGUUUUAGAUAAAAUUUAAAAAUUAC
Molecule: messenger RNA, 1152 nt
Organism: Anastrepha ludens (Mexican fruit fly)
Lineage: Eukaryota; Metazoa; Arthropoda; Insecta; Diptera; Tephritidae
Product: circadian clock-controlled protein daywake-like
Exons: 5
Coding region: 154-954 (266 amino acids)
Source: RefSeq, a predicted model, not a curated record